AUGAACAUUUAUAAAUCCAUUGGACGAUUAUCUUCUUUCAGAUUCUCUACAUCUGUUAUUGAGAUUCUUAACAAAUUUGAUGAGGAUUAUUAUGUAAAGAAUUUCUUAAAUACAUUCAAUUCAACAGGAUUCCCAUAGGCUAAUCUAAGUAAUAUAAUGUAUUUAUAAAAUUUUAGAGAUUGGAAAUAAAACUUGUAAUCUUAUUGGUUUGCCAAGGUCUGGAGUUCAAGAAACAAUAGUAGAUGAUUUAACAGAAUUGUUACUUAAGGAUUAGAAAAAAAAUAAUUUUUUAAUACAAAUUGAUCCAUCACCUUACUUAUAUGCUAAAAGAUAGCUUUAUAAAUUUUAUCAUUCAAAAGUAGAUCCAAUCAUAACUGAUGUAAGAAAUUCUAGUAAUGAAAGAAUUUAUUUGAAUAAUUACCAACUUUACCUAUAGAUACCAAUGAAUUAAGAUUAGAUUUAGCUAUAUUUGAUUCUAUCCAUUUGAUUUAGCAACAUCCUUAAAUAAAUGCAGAAAAUAAAUAAAUCAUUUUUGAAUAUUUGAAUGGAUAAAAGUUAGGAUAUUAUUAAUCAACACUAAAAAAGUUAAAGGAAGCCAUAUUGAAGGAUGGAUAAUUAUCUUAAUAAUUAUCAUAGGAGAGUGAUGAAAUGGCAUAAAAGUUUGCAGAUUUAUUAUCAAAUACAAUUCUAUAUAGAGAUUAAAAUUAAAACGAAAUUGUUCAAAUAAGUUUAUUAUAAGCAUUAUAUAUGACAACAUUAAAAGGGUCUAACAUACAUUUAAUAGGGAUGUCAUAAAUUUAUUAGAGAAUAGCUAGUGGAAUAUUCUUAUCAUUGUCAGAAGUUAAAGAAAUGUUUAAUAAUAUAUGUUAAGAAAUAUAAAGUAAGAGUAUUAGUGAAAAUAAUUUAAAUUAUUUAUUUGAUUUUUAAACAAUGUUAUGGAAAUAAAAAGGAAUAGAAUAUUACUUAUUAUUUAAUAUUAAUCGUUAUUUAAAGAAUUCAAAAGGAGAUGAUGUUACAGUUGUAGUAGAUGCUUUGCAUUAUGAUCCAUUAAGAAUUGCAAUAUCAAAUUAAUAAAAUAAUUUUAUUGAGGAAAUAGAAAAUAGUUAUUUUGCAGAAUUUUAAUAUCCUAAAUUAGAGAAACCAGAGAAUGAUGAUUAAGUGUUGGAAAAACAUGCAAUUCUAAGUUCAAUUUUAUCAUUUUAAAUUUGGAAAGAACCUUGCAUUAAUAAUCCAUUUCCAUAUUUAUCAAAAGAUUUCAAAAAAAUGACUGUAGAUUAAUAAUAAGAAAUUCAUGAUAAAUUUAACAAAUUUUAUGAGAAAUAUUCAAAAUAAAUUUAAGAUGUGAAGAAUUCAUUAAAAUAAUAAUGA
Messenger RNA from Paramecium pentaurelia, 1368 nucleotides. The record is from the annotation of a GenBank genome assembly. NCBI's taxonomy places the organism in Eukaryota, Ciliophora, Oligohymenophorea, Peniculida, Parameciidae.